Molecule: messenger RNA, 648 nt
Organism: Lactuca virosa
Lineage: Eukaryota; Viridiplantae; Streptophyta; Magnoliopsida; Asterales; Asteraceae
Source: the annotation of a GenBank genome assembly
AUGGCGACGAAAGCUCAGUUUCUUCUUUUUGUGUCGGCUUACGAGCUCGAAUCCCAAGUCAUCGAUGCCAUUAAAUCAGAGCUUUCAAUACCCAUAUAUGCCAUUGGACCAGCAGGAAGUUUUCUCUCGGUCUCGAAUGCCCAAUUGGAAGAAAUCAUUGGCGGUGUGCGCGACAGUGGUGUAAGUUACAUGUGGAUUGCAAGGGGCGACGGAAUAUCUAGAUUUAAACAUGAAAAUGACGAAAAUGCCCUUGUUAUACCUUGGCGUGACCAAUUAAGAGUGUUGUGCCAUGGUUCCAUAGGCGCAUUUUGGUCACAUUGUGGUUGGAAUUCGACGAAAGAAGGUGCUUUUUCUGGUGUGCCGAUGCUCAUAUUUCCAAUAUUUUGGGAUCAAGUUCCAAAUAGUAAGAUGAUUGUGGAAGAUUGGAAGAUGGGAAAGAGGGUGAGGACCGAAGAGGGUAAUUUGGUCACUCGAGAAGAAAUUGCUAAACUCAUUAAGUGUUUUAUGGAUCGGGAAAGUGAAGAGGGGAAAGAGAUGAGGCAAAGGGCAUUGGAAGUCAAAAAGAUUUCUCGACAAGCAAUCGAAGAAGAAGGCUUUGCUCAAAUUGAUAUUGAUUCUUUCAUCAACGACAUUACAAAAAGUCACUAG